AUGAGUUGGAUGGAUAGUUGGAGUCGCCCCUCCAAAUCUCAAGCGACACCAGCACCUUUCUAUUUACUUCCCGGAGGUGAAGACACGCCAUACUGCCACUCGUGUGGCAGAGUCAUCAGCACGAGACGUAAAACAGCGACGGCGAAUACCAGUACUCCUGCCAAAUACUGCUCAAGCAGAUGUCGGACACAGAAACCUGGGAAGCUGGAUCGUGAGCUUGAGAAGGCAUUUGUCACGCUUUUAAUUGCAGAAGAAGGUCACCCUGUUGAAGCAAAGAAGCAGGCAAAAGGAGGAGGCUCUGGAAAGCAUAAGAAAGGGAAGAAUAGCAAGGGCGAUAAUCGCAUCUUGGUACACUGCAGCGCGGCGGAGGAGCUUGUUUUUGGGCCAAACCGCACAUCAAUGGAAGAAGGCGAACCGAAUGAAGACAGCCACGACGAGGAUGAAACAAAUCAAGUACUAGAACCUACCCAAGGUCCAUCUGAGCCACGAUCAUCCGAAGAGGAUUUGGACAUUACAGGCGACCUCAAAAUAGACAACAGCGUCGACGGCGACGUCCUCGCCCGCAUGUCCGUCCGCAGCGGCACCCGUAUCCGCCCACCGCAGUCCGUCUCUGAAGUAAACGGCAGUGUAGGCGGCGAGAAAGGUCGAGCAGAGAGAGUUCACGAAACAGACGCGAUGCUCGAGAAGCGCAGGCAGGGACAGAAACGAGCCAAGGAGCGCGAGAUGACAAAAUGUGCUGCUCGAAGGGGAGUUGUCUUCGGGUUUUCCGUGGGUGAGGAUGGCGAGAAGCGUCUUUGCGAGGCCGUUAUGUCAGGAAAGGUCGUGGAGCCGAGCUUUGCAAAGGGGGAUUGGGCGAUAAGAUGGAGAGAGUAA
This is a messenger RNA of Fusarium sp. VM40, 873 nucleotides long. The record is from the annotation of a GenBank genome assembly. Lineage: Eukaryota; Fungi; Ascomycota; Sordariomycetes; Hypocreales; Nectriaceae.